Messenger RNA from Neoarius graeffei (lesser salmon catfish), 861 nucleotides. RefSeq names its product cytochrome c oxidase assembly factor 1 homolog. Gene Ontology annotation, cellular component: mitochondrial inner membrane. NCBI's taxonomy places the organism in Eukaryota, Metazoa, Chordata, Actinopteri, Siluriformes, Ariidae. Gene Ontology annotation, biological process: mitochondrial respiratory chain complex IV assembly; mitochondrial respiratory chain complex I assembly. The record is from RefSeq and is a predicted model, not a curated record. The transcript is spliced from 5 exons. The coding region runs from base 306 to 707 and encodes 133 amino acids.
UCGUCUACACAUCGUUCAUUAUCACUCCCGAACCCGACAUGUAAAGAGAGACAGAAAAUAUGACUUAUACAUGAUCCUUAAUUAUUACACAGGGACAUGUGUUUAUAAAUAAUUAGAACUUCCAACAGCAAUAACGUAGCUGACGUCACUGGUCACGUGUUCAUGACAAACCGAGUCGAGUCAAACUUGAUCCCAAUCUGCAACAAACCAGAUGUUGUUUAAUUAAAGUAGAUGAAGAAGAAGAAAACCAAACAAUAAUAUACGAUUUUAUCAAGGUCUGCUGAGCGAUCGAGAACUUCUUCAGGAUGAGCCGCUCCAUCAAUCUCCUGCAGCAGAUGACCAUCUUCGUCACCGUGGUUACCGGUGGAGGCUGUGGGAUGAUGUACUACCUCAUACAGAAAAACUUUGCCAAAUCGGAGUAUUACAGAUCAGCAGUUCAGCAGCUAAACGAUCACUCCACGGCGAUGGCCAAUCUGGGAGCUCCUCCCUUAAAGAUCCACAACAUCCAUCUCACCGAUCGGCAUAACCGCGUCAAUCACACCAUUGCCCAGCUAAAAAUCCCUGUGACCGGAACAAAAACGGGAGGCUACCUGUACACAACGUCCAACAGAGACACUAUGAUGAACAGGUGGCAGCUCCAGCGAGUGGCUUUACAGCUGAAGACUGGCGAGACCAUCGAGAUAUAUCCCAGACCAGAAUUCGAGUAGCUUUACACGUAGCUCGGUAUGAACUGCGCAUACUCAAGACCGUGACGAGUGAAUAUAGGGUUAAUCUCAAUAAAGAACCAUUUUAUCGUUUGUUUUUUAGAUAAUAAAGAUAGAUGUGCUGUGAUGGAGAAAUGAUUAAAAAAAGUCAAAGUAA